Messenger RNA from Megachile rotundata (alfalfa leafcutting bee), 4090 nucleotides. RefSeq names its product odorant receptor 63 (gene Or63). Lineage: Eukaryota; Metazoa; Arthropoda; Insecta; Hymenoptera; Megachilidae. Gene Ontology annotation, biological process: detection of chemical stimulus involved in sensory perception of smell; sensory perception of smell. Gene Ontology annotation, molecular function: odorant binding; olfactory receptor activity. The record is from RefSeq and is a predicted model, not a curated record. Gene Ontology annotation, cellular component: plasma membrane.
CACUAUAAGAGAACACAGAUCAGGUUCACUCAGAGGGUGAACAGGGGUACACAAUGUAAUUUUUAUUCUAAUUAGUACACGUGCAUUUGCGCGUAUCGGUAAUGAACAUUAAAGCACCAGUAAGUCUCCCAGCAUUCAAUAUCUAUGAGCUACUCUUUUACCGUGAUUAAGUUCCACAAUAUUAUCGCCUUUAGUUACACGCGCGUUCCUACUCGUUGAAAAACACCGUUACGAGAGCAGGCUUCUUAUUUUCAUUCACGUUUUACUCGAUGAACUUUUAUACACGCGAAGCGGAACGUUGGAAUUUCGCCUCAACGAAAGGUGAAAUGCUUCGCAACCGAACAAUAUUUCCCCUCGAGCUAUUCCCGUCUUCAGUUAUUGAAUAGAAUUGAUAACUUACGGUCAACGCGUUAAAAAUGAAUACAACAUAAGAAUAAGUUCAUGUAGAAAAGAAGGGGUGCAAAAUAUAUGUAUAAGCACCCUUAAGCUAUACAAUAUGCAUACAAUUUACACCCUCGGUCAUCGAAACUCGUUCGAGUCGCUUCUAAAACUGUAGGUAUCAAGAGGUUUAGGAAACGACAAACGUUUCAAGCUCUGGAGAAAAAGACUCUUGCCGAUACGGCAGUGUUAACUCGUUAAUUACUAUAAUAGAAAACAGCUAGGUACUGCAUCGGUGCAUGCGCGUGACGAAAACGGACAAGGAACGGACAUAAAGCGAACUUUGACAUACUUGGUUUUUGUAGGUUCGUUCAGUCGCUGUCAGAGAAGCUUCGUUACAUUUCACCCUCGAUUUUCGCGCCCGUUAGUUCGAACGAGGCUGACAUUGUACCGCGACAAAAAAUGAAGUGCUUUGCAACUGGACGAUAUAUUCCAUCAAGUUAUUUGAUCUCGCGUUUUCCUUCCGUUACAUUAAUAAUUCAUAAAGUACGUACAGUUGGUCCGUGAUUGAAGGCGUUAAAAAUGGAUAUCACUACCGUAACGUUUUAUCAGGAUCUGUGUAUGGCAACAUAAAAGAGAAAAGAUAUCGUACGUUGAAGAGUAAAUAAAAUUCUACUCGCUAGACCUGCAAUCACGGCCGUUGUUUCCUUUUUUUCGCGACGAUUUCCUCUGCAACAACUUUGUAUUUUCGUUUGAACGAAAGUGUAGGUUGGCUGCAAUCCUCAAAGGCAUCGUGCACGUUCGCGUUAAUAAAAGAUCAAAAAGAACAAAGUCCGUAUAAACGGGAAUAAGCGUCACGCAAACUUGUCGUACGCGCAGCGAUAAGCUGUAUUUUGAAUCGGAACGCGAAGUCAAUUCUUCGACUGUCGACAACGAACGUUACUUCUUUCAACAUGAAGAUGGAAAAUGAUCGAAACGAAAGGAUCGUUCACGAUUUCAUACCGCAACAGAGAAUGCUGAGCAUACUCGGGAUUUGGCCGACGGACAUCAACGACUUCGCAUCUAUCGUUCGAUUUACUUUUGCCAUUGCGAUAGACAUCAGUUAUAUCUACAGUUUAGCCGUGGAGCUGUUUCGACGGUGUGUCAGCGUUGACGAAGUGAUGGAUGCUUUCAUUAUGCUCGUAGUCUGCAGCACCAGCAUGUCAAAAUUGUUAAUUAAUCGAAUGAACUGGAAACAUAUGCACGUUCUUAUUAACGCGGUGGUGAAAGAUCGCUCGAUCGUCAGAGAUUCCCGUCACGAACGAUUGAUAAUCAAGUACUUUCGGAAAGGGAGAGCCGUUUUCUUGGUGUUACUCUACAUGUGCUACGUAUCUGCACCCUCGCUCAUCGUUAAAACUAACUCGUUCGACGAGGUGCUGAAACAGCAGCUAGCGAAACAUCUAAUGGAUUCGCCAGAAAGCUGGAACGCCACUUCGACAAACAAUAUGUCAGUGGUGACAUGCAUAUAUGGAAUUGUGCCUUUGUAUCUCAGAAUCGGAAUCGUGGUGCUGCAAGCGAUGCAGGUAACUAUCGUGACCAUGAUCCAUUGCAGCAACGAUGGAUGGUUCUUCAGUUUGACGAUGCACCUAUGUAGCCAGUUCGAAGUUCUACAGAUGGAUCUUGAAGAAAUUGAGUUCGAGAAGCGUGACUGUCUUAAAAAGUUCAGUUUACUGGUGAAGAGACACUGUUAUCUCGUCAGGCUCGCGAACAACCUUAAACAGAGCUUCAGCACAACUAUCCUGUUACAAUUGUUGACGAGUACCCUCAUGAUCUGCGUGGAAGGUUUCGUGUUUCUGGUCAACUUAAGUACAGGAGAUAGUAUGGGCACAUUGAAAAGCGUGUUACUGAUACUCACGAUGAUUAUACAACUGUACCUAUAUGCCUACGCCGGCGACAUGUUGGAGUCUCGAGCAGAAGGUGUUGCAAAUGCCGUGUACAAAUCGUCCUGGUAUCUUGUACGAGGUAACGCGGCAAGGGGGCUGACGUUGAUGAUCCAUCGCGGACAUUUAUCGUGCCACGUGACCGCCGGAAAAUUUGCACCCAUGAACAGACUCACUUUCAAAGAAGCAAUGAAAGCUUCCGCCUCUUACCUGUCGGUUUUGAGAGUAAUGAUGAAAAUGUUUCUAGUGCUCCAGAAGCAUUUGACAAGAAUGAAGAUACCGAAGAACACAGACUUGGCUUACGCGAUGUCUCCGCUGGAGAUCGUGGCGUGGCCCCUUGGUACCUGGCCACUUCGAGAGGAAAACGCGACAGCGAUCGCGAAUUCUGCCAUUACACUCUUCAUUCUCAUAGUAAUGUUACUCAUCACGUACGUCGAGUUGUAUCUGGACAUGAGCAACACCGAAAAGGACAUGAACGCUCUUAUGUUGAUCACUUGCGGUCUCCUAGCGGUGUCUAAGAUUAUUUGUUACCGCUUUCGUGCUCCAGGUCUUAUCUUCAACUUCAACUCGGCUGUGAAAGAUUACGCCAAUCUGAACUCAGAGGAGUACCGAAAAAUCAUGCGACGACACGCGAGAAUGGGCAGAGUAGCAUGUGUUACCGUGAUAACCUUUUCGUAUUCCAGCUCGUUGCUCCUAGGUGUGCAAGCUGCAAUAGCGGGCGAUCCUGAAAGAGUGGAAGGAAACUUUACCAUACCGCGCACUCGAGAAUAUCCAGUACCUUCGGAUCGCCUUAUAACUAUCCUGGAAAUACCAGACAGCCUCUUCGUUUUCUUAAGUUUUACGUACGAAGCGUGUUUCUUUAUGUUCGCAUCGUCUACAGGUAGCGAUUCCUUGUUCUUUGCUAUCAGUUUUCAUCUGUGCGGUCAAGUAGAGAUACUGAAAGCAGAGUUUACUAGACUAAUCACCGAAAAGAAGAACUCGAUGGAGGAGUUCUAUACGUGCAUCAAGAGACACAUCUACUUGUUGGAACUAGGCGAUAUGCUGAACAAUACCAUCAGUUCGAUUUUGCUCGUGCAAAUAUUUUCCAGUUCCGUACUUAUUACCAUAACCGGAUUUCAAUUGAUUUACGCUGUGGCUGUUAAGGAUCUCACGAUAGGAAUGAAAUCGAUCGUUAUAGUGUGUAAUUUCUCACUGCAACUGUUCACGUACAGUUACGUGGGUGAUUAUAUAAAAUCUCAAAUGGACGAGAUCGGAUUUUCUUUGUACAGUUGUAAGUGGGAAAAUUUUCCAAAAGUCGUGGCGAAAGAUCUUAUGUUCGUCAUAAUGAGGGCUCAGCGCUCGUUUCAUCUAGUGGCUGGUAAACACUUCAUGGUCAACAUAGAAACUUACGCGAGUAUUUUAAAAGCCUCCAUGUCGUAUCUCUCGGUCCUUCGUGUAAUGUUAAUCACCUAACUCUAUAGUGAUACUUAGUAGUGAUAUUGUAUAGUGAUAUGGCUUUCUACGUUAUCGUAUAGAAGAGCUCAAUUCUUAUAUUAAAAGUCUUUAUUUGAUAUAUAUUUUAUUUUACAUAAGGAAUUCUUAUGUAAACGUUGAUUUAAUAAAGCACAAUGCAUCCUUACUAAUCAAUUGUUAUCAUUUUUAAUAUUGCCGGAAUGAUCGUAAGUUGUGCAAUAGAUCUUUGAUUUUUUUCAGUGUCUAAAUCCUGAUACUUGUGUAACGAAUUCCUGUUGCAUACUUUGUGGAUUUAGAACUACCACAUAAUAUUGCUGUAAAGAUUUCAAAAUAGGGCUUAC